AUGGCCAACCACCACUUCCUCAUCCUAUCUCUACCUGCCCAAGGCCACAUCAACCCCACCCUCCAGCUCGCCAAGAACCUCACACGCGCCGGCGCGCUAGUCACCUUCGCCACCACCGUGGAUGGCCUGAGUCGCCUGAACCAUGGCCCAAAAAUAAAGGGCUUAUCCUAUGCUUCCUUCUCCAGUAGCGACGCGGAGGACACCACCAAAGAGAAGGGCAACAUUGCCAGCUACUUUGCCAUGAUAGAGCGCGAGUUGUCUAAAAACCUCCCCAAGCUUCUCCAAAGCCUCUCUACCAACGGCCGUCCGGUGAAUUUAUUAAUCUACACUUACCUCCUCCCUUGGGCUGCCAAGGUGGCGCGUGAUUUGAACGUGCCGUCGGCUUUUCUUUCUAUUCAGAGCGCUACCACCGUUGCCAUCUACCACCGUUGCUUCAACAGUAAUAACGGUCUCUACGAUGGUAAAACCGGCAUUAGCCCUGAAGUUUCCAUCAAUUUACCAGGAUUGCCAUUGUUGACAUGCAACGACAUACCCUCUUUUCUCUUACCAACAGAUCCACACUACUCUUGUCUACUCCCUAUUUUCAAUGAGCACAUAAAAGCCCUAGAAGAAGAUCCAAACACAUGCCUUCUAGUAAACACUUUUGAUUCACUUGAAGCUUCUUCAAUAAAGGCCAUAGAUGAUAUGAAUGUGAUCACGAUCGGACCCUUAGUUCCGUCUGCUUUUUCCGAUGGAAACGAUUUGUUAGACACUUCGUUUGGUUGGGAUUUGUUUCAGAGCUCUGUAGAUUACCUUCAAUGGCUGGACUCAAAACAAGAAAGGUCAGUGAUUUACGUCUCGUUUGGAAGCAUAGCAGCGUUACAGAAAACCCAGAAAGAAGAGCUUUUCCAUGGAUUAAUCGAAGCUGGCCGCCCAUUUUUGUGGGUCAUUCGAGAUCCUCAGGGAGAAGAAGUGAAGAACAUGAUGGCGGAGAAGGUGAGUGAACAAGGGUUGAUAGUUCCAUGGUGUUCACAAAUGGAGUUGCUGUGUCACAGGUCGAUAGGGUGUUUUGUGACCCACUGUGGGUGGAAUUCGACGGUGGAGAGUCUGGUCGCUGGUGUGCCGGUGGUGGGGUGGCCGCAGUUUUCCGAGCAGUUUACAAAUGCGAAGAUGAUGGAGGAGGUGUGGAGGACGGGGCUGAGAGCGGCGGUGAAUGAGAAAGGGACGGUGGAGAGAGAAGAGAUUAAGAGGUGUUUGGAGACUUUAAUGGGUGAUGGAGAGAGAGGAAUAGAGAUUAGACGUAAUUUGGUGAAAUGGAAAGGUUUGGCUAUGGAAGCUGUGAAAGAGGGAGGUUCCUCCUACAACAAUAUGAAACAGUUUCUGCAAAAGUUAGGGUAA
Messenger RNA from Ilex paraguariensis (yerba mate), 1377 nucleotides. The record is from the annotation of a GenBank genome assembly. Lineage: Eukaryota; Viridiplantae; Streptophyta; Magnoliopsida; Aquifoliales; Aquifoliaceae.